Messenger RNA from Daldinia vernicosa, 1213 nucleotides. RefSeq lists its product as uncharacterized. NCBI's taxonomy places the organism in Eukaryota, Fungi, Ascomycota, Sordariomycetes, Xylariales, Hypoxylaceae. Bases 343 to 831 code for a protein of 162 amino acids. The record is from RefSeq and is a predicted model, not a curated record. The transcript has a single exon.
UAUCUUGGCUUUCCCGUGCCGAUGUGAUCCAGAUCACUUUCUAGGAUCCUCUCUUAUUUAGACUAUUUCCUCUCAAUUCUUCACCGUCUUCCAUUUCUCGUAUCCCUUCCCGUGACUCGAAACACUCAGCUGUAUUUUUUUAUAUCUUCCUAGCCUGCCCCCUCUAUUGUGCCUUGCAUCUUGCCCCAUCACUGGCUCAAAUGAUCUAGGACUUACCCCUAUCUACUGUCUUAAGACUUACCUCUUUUACUUCUCUAGUCGACAAACGAGAUUAUCGUUUUGUUUCAAGUAAAACACAGUUCAACAUCCCAAUCACACCAGUUCACCGCCGCCAUAUUCGAAAUGGCCGCUCAAACAGCCAACGAAAGCUUUAUCGACAUCACCAUUACAGCCUUCUCGUCACCCGAACCUGAUAAUCAACGAGGACGGAAACGUCGGCGUAGCCCGCCAGAAACCUUAGCAGCUGCAGCAGCUCGAUUACCGUCAGCAGAGUCUGCUACUUUCCGUGGACGAUGCAGACACCGUUCAUCUUCGAGACUCGAUAUAUCUAGAAACACAUCACGACUCAGAGGAGGGUCCCUAUCUCCAACCCGCAGAAAGCUGAUUCGCGUUGUUCAAUUGAACCGUCAUCGAAGCCAAUCACCAUCUAGAUCCCGCUCUCCGGCUACACAAGAGGCUUCGAAGAGAAGGCGACAAAGAACACAGAGUCGAGGCCGAAAUCACAAUAGCGAGUCAAAGAAAGUCACUGAACCUAUCGUCGCUUCGUUCCUUCGCCAUGAAAUUGUGAUCAGAAGUGACAGCCCGUCUCAGAAAUCGAAACAGAAUGGAUAAUUCGGUCAGGGCUUAAGUUGGGAUUCCGAAUACUACAAAUCCAACAAUAGCUACGCCUACACAAGGCAUGGCAUGGCGUUGGAACAAUGUGAUGUUGUAUUAGGUUACUACUGCCGCCGAGCAUUGUACAACAAAAGCAUUACCAUCCGACCACAAAGGGCUGGUUCGAAGGUGACAAAGUUAGGUAAUACUUUACCUCUAAUAGUAUUAAAAAGUCAGUCAUGGAAACAGGGAGCUUGCUUAACUCACCUGUAAACUAAAAGCAACAGGAUAUCGGUGCAUCAUUUAUCUAUUUGGAUGGAAAGGGGGGAGGGUAUGACAAAAAUACGGAAUGAGACCAAUAUAAAAAUCUCAUGUAUGUUAACUAAUGGUAUGUUAGGUA